Galleria mellonella (greater wax moth) is the source of this 2453-nucleotide messenger RNA. Its product is annotated as SH2 domain-containing protein 4B-like. The record is from RefSeq and is a predicted model, not a curated record. The transcript is spliced from 11 exons. The coding region runs from base 277 to 1608 and encodes 443 amino acids. Gene Ontology annotation, cellular component: cytoplasm. NCBI's taxonomy places the organism in Eukaryota, Metazoa, Arthropoda, Insecta, Lepidoptera, Pyralidae.
UUCCGAACCUGGCCAGUCGAUCGAGAGCGCGCAGUCGCGACACGCGUUGCGCGGGCUAUCGCAUUCAAAUUUGAAUUUAGCGGAAAAAAGUUAUAUUAAAAAGUUUUUUCUCGACACAUAUUGUUAUUUUCUCGGUGGAUAUUAUACUGUGCAGUGAAUACGUGAUUAUUUGACAACUUGACAAAGGAUCGGAGGUGUGUCACCCCACGUUUCUCUUUUGUGUUGAUGACUUGCCACGUUUUAAGCUAGCCCUGUCCGUAAAAAAGGGCCGACACCAUGUUGCAGCAGAUACUGCGUGACAUGUGGGUGGACCCUGAGAUCCUCGCCGAGCUCGACGAGACCCAGAAACAGACGCUGUUCUGCAAGAUGCGCGAAGAACAGGUCCGCCGCUGGCAAGUGUGGGACCAGAAGGUGAGCAAAGACGACGAGCGGCCCAAAUUUCAGAAGAACUCCAAGAAACAAGUGCAGUUUCUCAAGGGCGAAGAUGGCGAGCCCUGGGUGUGGGUGAUGGGCGAACAUCCUGACGACAAGUCGAUAGACACCAUACUAGCGGAAGAGGCGCGGCAGCGGGUGUUUGCGCAGGCGCGUGAGGAGGCGCACCAGCUCAGGAAGUCGGUGGAGAAGGAGCUCACCCAGCUCAUAGACUACAAGCCGCUCGAUAGUUUAGAACAGAAAUUUGACCUAUCACCGAAGACUUUAGACCCACUAGAAGAUACGUUAGAAAUAUAUUGCACAGUGGACGAACUUCGGCAGAGGAUCGAGGCUCUGGAGCCCGAAGUGAAGAUAUCCGACAAGAGUAUGAGGGACAUUGGCGACAAGACGGACUACUGCAAUGACAAAUUGAAGCUAGACCUCAACAAAAACACGUUGCAUUUCAAUUUUAUUGAAGGCAAGAGAGAUGUACUGCAGGAGUUGGGCGCCGCGACGGGCGCGGACGGCGUGAGUAACCGCGUGGCGGCGUGGGAGCGGCGCGUGGCCGCCGCGCGCGCCGGUGACCUACUGCGCGGCCUGCGUGCACGUCGCGCCCGUGCCCUGCGAGACACCAGGGACGACGACGACCGCGCCUGGCAGGACCAAGAGCGCAAAGCGAAAGAGGCGGAGGCCACGAUGCGCCAGAUAGCGCGGCAGGCGCGGGAGGCGCACCGUCGCAGCACGGAGCUACGUGGUGUGCAGCCACCCCCGCAGCCACAGACGGGCAAACCACCGAGCAGGGAAGCGGUUCUGGAGUGGUUCAGGACGCAGGAACUGAAGCGGGGCGUUGGCCUCGACGAGAACAACAAGCCGGUCGACUGGUUUCAUGGUGUGAUCACGCGCGGCGAGGCGGAGCGCGCGCUGGCGGCGCGUGCGGCGGGCAGCUUCCUGGUGCGCGUGUCGGAGCGCGUGUGGGGCUACGCCAUCUCGUACCGCGACGCCGCGCGCUGCAAGCACUACCUCGUGGAGAGCGGCGCCGGCUACCGCCUGCUCGGCGCCGACCAGCCCACCCACCACACGCUAGCUGAUCUCAUAAAUUACCAUAAGACAGUCCCCAUCACGGAGAGUGGCGGCGAGCUGCUGCGCUCGGCGUGUGCGGCCGCGCAGCCGCCCGAUUGCCUUACGCCCGCCUGCUGAGCGGCCUCCACCGCGAGCCAGUCACCUGCCUUAUACUUAUCGCAUAAGGUGGUCAUCUCCCUUACACUUAUCGCAUAAGGCAGAUAUUUGCCUUACACUCGUCGUAUCAGACAAUCAAUUGCCUUACACUAGUAGCAUAAGGCAGGUAUCUGCCUUACACUCUACAUGUAGGGCAACUAUCACUUGCUUUAUUGAGAUGUUUUUAGCUUUUUGUUUAAUCGGAAUUAUUAUUAAUUUCUUUACAGUUUUUGACGUUGUCAUUAAUAAUGUAUGUUUAAAAAAAAUAGCAAAUCUAUACGACGAGUGUGAUGGCCUUAAAUAAUGUCGCCAAAAGUUCACUGCCAGAAAAAAAUCUUGAGAUUUACGUGAAUUUCAUAGAAUUCUAGAUACCAAAUUGUUAUAAUGAUCCAAGUUAAUAAUUAGGUAAUUUAGUUUGUUUUAAUCGAAGUGACCAUUAGUCUUCCAAUGUAUUUAGUUCGAUUUGAAAAUAAGCAAUUGUAUUACCUUAUACUUGUGUGGUAAAACUAUUGAUUGGCCACAGCAACCAAAAUGUAACGUUUCCUAACAAUAUGACGAGCAUUUAGCGACUACUAAAUACUCAGAAUUACUGUGACCACACGACAGGCACUUUGCGGACAUUCCGCUUUAACCCUACAAAAUCUUGUACAGAGUAUGUACAGAGAUUGGGGACCAUUUAAUACAUCAGUCAUAUAUUAUAUUUAGUCAUUAAAGCUAUCUUUUGUAUAUUAUUUGUAAUUUUCACUUUUAUCGCUUAGUUGUAAGGACGUGAUAAGCCGAGAUUGAAUAUUGUUAGAAUCGAAUUUAAAAUGUCUCUUUGUAUAAAA